AUGCAUACGAUCAUCCUUCAUACAGACCAGAGGCCCUCCAGAGUCACCCUACGGAGAAGCAGCAGGCUGAACCAUCCCAACGUAGUGGCUGCCCGUGAUGUCCCCGAAGGGAUGCAGAAGCUUGCACCUAAUGACUUGCCGUUGCUGGCCAUGGAGUACUGCCAAGGUGGAGACCUCCGCAAGUACCUGAAUCAGCUGGAGAAUUGCUGUGGCUUGCGGGAAGAAGCUAUUCUCAUCUUGUUAUCUGAUAUUGCUUCUGCUCUCAGGUACCUUCAUGAGAACAGGAUCAUCCACAGAGACUUGAAGCCAGAGAACAUUGUGCUGCAGCAAGGAGAGCAAAGGUUAAUACACAAAAUCAUUGACCUCGGUUAUGCGAAGGAGCUGGAUCAGGGCAGCCUAUGCACAUCCUUUGUUGGGACUCUGCAGUACUUGGCGCCAGAGCUGCUGGAACAGCAGAAGUAUACGGUGACGGUGGAUUACUGGAGCUUUGGCACACUGGCCUUUGAGUGCAUCACAGGCUUCCGACCAUUCCUACCCAACUGGCAGCCAGUGCAAUGGCAUACAAAAGUGCGACAGAAGAGCGAGCUGGAUAUUGUCGUUUCAGAAGACUUAUCUGGAGAAGUCAAAUUUUCUAGCAGUUUACCCUGCCCGAACAAUCUAAACAGUGUUUUGGCUGCGAGGCUGGAGAAAUGGCUGCAACUCAUGUUAAUGUGGCACCCACGUCAGAGAGGUACAGAUCCUACCUAUGGACCCAAUGGGUGUUUCAAAGCUUUGGAUGACAUUUUGAACUUGAAGUUGCUUCAUGUUUUGAACAUGGUCACGGGAACUGUACACACCUACGCUGUGACAGAGGAGGAGACUCUGCAGACCGUGAAGGCCAGGAUCCAGUCAGAUACGGGAAUCCCAGAACAGGACCAGGAGCUACUGCAGGAGGCUGGACUUGAAUUGUUUUCGCAGAAGCUGGCCACUAAACACAUAGCUGAUAGCAAGGUGAAUGAUACUGCAGCUGCAGACACAGACCUCCUCUUCCUCUUCGAUAACCAGAAGGUUGCCUAUGAGGCUCAGGUUGCCUUGCGUCCUCAUCCGGAAAGCGUUGACUGCAUCCUUCAGGAUCCGAAGAAGAAUCUCCACUUUUUCCAGUUGCGGAAAGUGUGGGGUCAGAUCUGGCACACAAUCCGGAUGCUGAAAGAGGACUGCAACCGGCUUCAGCAGGGGCAGCGAGCAGCUAUGAUGAACCUGUUGCGUUACAACAGUACCCUCUCGAAGAUGAAGAAUUCGAUGGCCUCCCUUUCCCAGCAGCUGAAAGCGAAGCUGGACUUCUUUAAAACAAGCAUCCAAAUCGAUCUGGAGAAGUAUAAAGAGCAGAUUGAAUUUGGAAUCACUUCUGAGAAGCUGCUGUUUGCCUGGAAGGAGAUGGAGCAAGCUGUGGAACUUUGUGGGCGGGAGGAUGAUGUGGAUCAGCUAGUGAAGAGGAUGAUGGCCCUGCAGACCGACAUCGUGGACCUGCAGAGAAGCCCACUAGGUCGUAAACAAGGAGGAACACUGGAGGAUUUAGAAGAACAAGCCAGAGAGCUGUACCGGAGACUGAGAGAGAAGCCAAGAGAUCAGAGGACAAGCGGUGACAGCCAAGAAAUAGUACGACUGCUCCUACAGGCGAUCCAGACCUUUGAAAAAAAAGUCCGGGUCAUUUAUGCUCAGCUCAGUAAAACUGUAGUUUGCAAGCAGAAGGCACUGGAAUUGUUCCCCAGAGUGGAGAAAGUGAUGAACCUGAUGAAUGAAGAUGAGGAAACAGUUGUUAGGCUUCAGGAGAAACGACAGAAAGAACUGUGGAACUUGCUGAAAAUUGCUUGUAGUAAAGUACGCGGUCCUGUUACUGGCAGUCCAGAGAGCAUGAGCACGUUGCGCCUCGGCAGCCCUGGGCAGCUGCUGCUGCAGGUCCCUUCUGGAACUUACAAUUUGUCAGAAUCGGUCAGGAAAAGUGAGGAGCUGCUGCUGGAAUCGCAGAAACUCUGUAGCCAACUAGAAAAUGUGAUGCACGACACGAUGAAGGAUCAGGAGCAGAGCUUCAUGGCUCUAGAUUGGAGCUGGCUGCAGCUUCAGGUAGAAGAAACAAACGGUCCAGAACAAACCCAGAUGUAAAAUCGCUUCGGUUGCCUCUGAAGACGUGCUGCUUCAGGAAGCCAACUGUGAAAGCUGCUGCCUCUCCGAAGGGAAGUUCCAGUGCCUCCUUCUCCUGUCACCU
Nipponia nippon (crested ibis) is the source of this 2242-nucleotide messenger RNA. RefSeq names its product inhibitor of nuclear factor kappa B kinase subunit beta (gene IKBKB). The record is from RefSeq and is a predicted model, not a curated record. Gene Ontology annotation, cellular component: cytoplasm; IkappaB kinase complex. Gene Ontology annotation, molecular function: ATP binding; IkappaB kinase activity. Gene Ontology annotation, biological process: positive regulation of transcription by RNA polymerase II; tumor necrosis factor-mediated signaling pathway; peptidyl-serine phosphorylation. NCBI's taxonomy places the organism in Eukaryota, Metazoa, Chordata, Aves, Pelecaniformes, Threskiornithidae.